Molecule: messenger RNA, 3331 nt
Organism: Sitodiplosis mosellana (orange wheat blossom midge)
Lineage: Eukaryota; Metazoa; Arthropoda; Insecta; Diptera; Cecidomyiidae
Product: pyruvate dehydrogenase phosphatase regulatory subunit, mitochondrial
Exons: 10
Coding region: 267-3095 (942 amino acids)
Cellular component (GO): cytoplasm; mitochondrion; mitochondrial matrix
Molecular function (GO): oxidoreductase activity; protein binding
Source: RefSeq, a predicted model, not a curated record
UGAUAAGAAAUUGCAACUCGAAAAUGACAUUUGCUUGUCAAAAUAACAAAAAUAUUAAGAAACCCAAUGACAACGAAGCCCAUCGACUAAAGUUCAACGAAGGAAAAAAAACAAACUAAUUAAUCGCAAAUGUUCAGAAUUUUCACGGUGCCUGUGCAGAAAUUUGUUCCCUCGUUGUGUUGUUUUGUCACAUUUAAAUGGAAAGAAUAAGACGAUUUGGCGGAUUUUAAUACGAAAAUAGUUAGAUUUUUUGCAGCUAGUCAACAAUGUUGAAGUGUUUACGCUUGCAUCAAACAAAGAGUACAAAUGUAUUCCCAUCGAUUCGAUACAAGGCAUUUCGCUAUCGUAGUAGCCGACCGCAUCAUUCAGCCACACUUUUUACACGAAAUGCACAAAAGGUGGGACCGAUAGUUUUAACUGCGCAACGAUGUGUUCAUGCGGCCGGUAUCUCGUUGCAGCAAUCAGCUAUGGCACAGGAACACAGCAAAUAUGAAUCGAAUGCACUUCCAAAGAGUACUCGUGUUGUGAUUUGCGGCGGUGGAGUCAUGGGCGCUGCUGUCGCCUAUCAUCUCGCUUUGCAAGGUUUUGGACAUGAAGUCGUGCUGUUGGAACAAGAUCGAAUUGGCGGCGGUAUGACAUGGAACUCAAGCGGUUUGGUCGGAGCGUUUAAGCCAACUUAUUCUCAGGUUUUAUUGGCUCAACAAACAAUCAAACUGUUCGAAGACUUAACGGCUAAAGGAUUCAAGACUGGCUGGAAGCAAUGCGGUUCACUGAAUUUAGCACGCACACGCGAUCGAUUGACGCAAUUCCGACGAAUGAAAGCGUUGAGCUCAUUGUGGGACAUUGAAUGUGAGAUUCUGACGCCAACGCAAUGUGCUGAAAAGUGCUCGAUCAUUGAAACUAGUGAUUUACUUGGCGGAAUCUGGAUUCCAAAGGAUGGUGUAGCACAUCCAAAGUAUAUUUGUGACACAUUAAUCAGCGAAGCAAGUCGAAUGGGUGUGACGGUGAUUGAAAAAUGCACCGUGAACGAAGUAGCACAGAAACAUGAUUAUGUUAGUGCAGUGCGAACGAACUAUGGCCGAAUAUAUUGCGAGUACUUUGUGAAUUGUGCUGGAUUUUGGGCUCGAUCGAUUGGUGAAAUGUCAGAACCAACGGUGAAAAUACCUCUACAACCAGCCGAACACUACUUUCUUCAUACGAAGCCCAUUAAAAAUUUGGACCCUAUGCUGCCAGUUGUGCGAGAUCUAGAUGGCCUAAUCUAUAUUCGUGAGGUUGAUGGCCGCAUUUUGGCCGGGGGCUUUGAUGAAAGAACUAAGCCCGCCUUUCGAAAUGUUACAAUACCAUUGGAAGCAAACCAACGAGAACUGGAUGUGGACUGGGAUCAAUUCUAUCCGUUGCUUCAAGAGAUUUUAAAACGCGUUCCUCAACUGAACGAAACGUUCUUGGAAAGCUUGAUAAAUACACCAGAAGCCUUUUCGCCGGAUUGCAAAUGGAUUCUGGGCGAAGCACCUGAGAUCCGAAAUUACUUAGUGGCAGCUGGUAUGAAAACGGUUGGAAUCUCUGCGGCCGGCGGUGCUGGCAAAGCGAUUGCUGAUAUUAUCGCUCAAGGCUAUUCAAAAUUUGACAUUUACGAAUUGGAUAUAUCCCGAUUUUUGAGCAUUCACAACAAUGCUAAAUUCUUACGAGAUCGUGUUGCCGAAGUGCCGGCAAUGCAUUACAACAUACCGUAUCCAUUUCAUGAGUUCAAAACUGGCCGAAAUUUGCGCAUGUCGCCCAUUUAUCCAGUAUUGAAAUCUCGUGGAGCGAUUUUCGGUUCAACAAUGUGCUACGAACGUCCAAACUACUUUGAUCCAAACGGAAGAUAUAAUUCAAAAGACGAUAUUGUCGCGACGGAAGAUUCAUUCAUUGCCAGCGACACAAACACAUAUUCAAAGCCACAUUGGUUUGAUAUUGUGGCUGGUGAGUAUGAUGCAUGCCGUGAAAAAGUUGGCCUUGCGGACUAUAGCUCGUUUACAAAAAUGGAUCUAUGGUCAAAGGGCGAUGAAGUUGUAAAACUGUUGCAGUAUCUCUGUUCAAAUGAUGUUGACGUGCCGGUCGGAUCAAUCAUACACACUGGCAUGCAGAACGUUCACGGCGGCUAUGAAAAUGACUGUUCAUUCGCUCGCCUGUCUGAAAAUCAUUACAUGAUGAUUGCACCAACGAUUCAACAGACACGAUGCAAAACAUGGAUCGCACGUCACCUGCCAAAAGAUAACAGUGUCAAUUUGUCGGAUGUUACUUCCACCUAUACAGCCAUGUGUAUUCUCGGGCCGUUCACUCGAAUUCUACUGUCCGAAUUAACCGACACCGAUUUAUCAGCCAAAAGUUUUCCAUUUUUUACAUUCAAAGAGCUUGAUAUUGGGUCGGUAAAUGGAAUUCGUACGAUGAAUUUAACACACACCGGUGAACUUGGCUACGUUUUGUAUAUACCAAAUGAGUUUGCGUUGCAUGUGUAUUCGAGAUUGUGGGAAGCUGGCCAAAAGUAUGGGAUUAAACAUGUUGGUCACUACGCGACGCGAACGUUAAGGAUCGAAAAGUUCUACGCAUACUGGGGUCAGGACUUGGAUACGUUUACAACCCCGUUGGAGUGUGGGCGGAGCUGGCGUGUCAAAUUCAAUAAAGGUGUUGAUUUCAUUGGCAAAGAUGCGUUGCUGCAGCAGCGUGAUGAGGGCGUCCAUCGACUCUAUGUGCAGCUGCUGUUGAACGACCAUGAUCCAGAUAUUGAUCCAUGGUGCUGGGGCGGAGAACCAAUUCUAAGAGAUGGCAUUUACUGUGGUCAAACCACAACAACCGGUUAUGGUUAUACAUUCAAGAAGCCCGUUUGUUUAGGCUUCGUGAAGAAGAUUGAUGGAGACGGCCGAGAGGAUCCAGUAACUAAUGAAUAUGUACUUAGCGGUGACUAUGAAGUCGAAAUCGCCGGCGUUAGAUAUCCGGCAAAAGUUCACUUACACUCGCCAAAUCUUCCCACGAAAUACCCAGAUAAAGAGCGAGCAGCGUAUUCAGCAACUCGUGAUGAUCCAGUCAAUUUAACUAAAUUAAAACCUCAUCUCGCUUAAUCGUGAUUUUACCUUUUAGUCGUAGCUUAUACACAUCACAAUCGCUCAAAAUCUAGAAUUUUUCAAAAAUGUACUUGUUUUUGUGUUGAUUUGUUCAAAUCUGUUGUCUACCUUAAUAAACGAACACUCGUGAUCGGAACGAAUCAAAACGUUCAAAGUGCAAUGAAAAACCAAACUGUCGUGCAAUUCUCUCCAAAUUCGAAAUAUAAAGAAAUCUCAGACGAUGAUAAUUCAAA